CGGAAAAUCAAAGCAGCAGCUGGGUGCACGAACGCCGAGGCUCGCGUGUUUAUGUUUGUUCAGAAGUGCCACAUCUUUUCGUUCACGCGUAAUAUAGCGUUUUAUUUUCUUCACAUCUCGGACAUCUUUCCAACACAAAUGUAGGGUAGAGAAUUGAAUGGAGCACCAGAACGCAGCCUGUUGAUGCUUUUUCGUCUCUGAAUAUCUGAUGAGACCAUAGUAAAGAGGCUCACAGACUAGAGCGGUCAGUCAGGAUGUCAAUCACAAACACACCAACCAGUAACGAUGCCUGCCUGAGCAUCGUGCACAGCUUGAUGUGCCACAGGCAGGGCGGUGAGAGUGAGACUUUUGCCAAACGAGCCAUUGAGAGCCUGGUGAAAAAGCUGAAAGAGAAGAAGGAUGAACUUGACUCACUUAUCACAGCCAUCACCACCAACGGGGCUCAUCCCAGCAAGUGUGUGACCAUCCAACGCACUCUGGAUGGCCGGCUUCAGGUGGCUGGACGUAAAGGUUUCCCUCACGUGAUCUACGCCCGCCUAUGGCGGUGGCCCGACCUCCACAAGAAUGAGUUGAAGCACGUCAAAUACUGCCAGUUUGCCUUUGACCUGAAGUGUGACAGCGUCUGCGUGAACCCUUACCACUACGAGCGGGUGGUUUCACCAGGUAUAGACCUGUCUGGACUUACACUGGGUCCUAGUUCCUCUGUCCUCAUGGUCAAAGACGAGUAUGACUAUGAUUGCCCAUCAUCUUUAACCAGUUCUGAUGGACACAUCCAGACCAUCCAGCACCCUCCUUCGAGAAACAUGCCUGAGCCGGCCUUCAGCAGUCCUGCCCUACUUCCUCCUGCUGAAGGCAGCAGCUCGGCCUCCACCUCUGCCUUCUCCAGUAUCCCAGUGGGAUCCUCAACUCAGCCCAGUAUUCUCUCAGGGAGCCGUAGCAGCGAGGGGCUGCUAAAGAUUGCAUCAGGGACAGGGCAGGGGACACAACAGAACGGCUUCCCACCAGGAAACUCCUCCACUUAUCAUCACAACGCAACCUCCACUUGGGCAAGAAGCAGCAGUUUCACCCCAAGCGUGCCUCCACAACAAAAUGGCCAUAUACAACAUCAUCCACCCAUGCACCAUCCAGGACACUACUGGCCUGUACACAAUGAAAUAGGAUUUCAGCCACCUAUAUCAAACCACCCAGCUCCUGACUACUGGUGCUCCAUUGCCUAUUUUGAGAUGGACGUGCAGGUCGGUGAGACUUUUAAAGUUCCCUCAAACUGCCCUGUUGUGACCGUGGAUGGCUAUGUGGACCCAUCAGGAGGAGAUCGCUUUUGUCUGGGCCAGCUUAGCAACGUGCACAGGACUGAGGCCAUUGAAAGAGCGAGGCUGCACAUUGGUAAGGGUGUUCAGCUGGAGUGUAAAGGUGAGGGUGAUGUGUGGGUGCGCUGCCUCAGUGACCAUGCCGUCUUCGUGCAGAGCUACUACUUAGAUCGGGAGGCCGGCCGUGCCCCUGGAGAUGCUGUGCAUAAGAUCUACCCAAGUGCAUACAUCAAGGUGUUUGACCUACGUCAGUGCCACCGGCAGAUGCAGCAGCAGGCGGCUACGGCUCAGGCAGCAGCUGCGGCGCAGGCAGCAGCGGUGGCUGGAAACAUCCCUGGGCCCGGAUCUGUGGGUGGUAUCGCUCCGGCAAUCAGUCUGUCUGCUGCCGCCGGCAUCGGUGUGGAUGAUCUGCGGCGGCUGUGCAUCCUGCGCAUGAGCUUCGUGAAAGGCUGGGGUCCUGAUUACCCAAGGCAGAGCAUUAAGGAGACACCAUGCUGGAUCGAGAUUCACCUGCACCGAGCCUUGCAGCUGCUGGACGAGGUGCUGCACACAAUGCCCAUAGCCGACCCACAGCCGCUGGACUGAGCACAGCAUUGUCUCCCUGUUAGAGCCAGGCACUGAAUUGAGAGGUUUUGUUUUUCAACAAUCAGGUAACUAAUGCCGCUGAACUGUGCGACAGCGUGGAUGAGUUCAAAGCUGAUCCUCAACCUCUUGUUAAACAAAAGGCGAGAUCAAGGAUGUUGGCACAACACAAAUUUUGACUUUUUUUCUGUAAGUAAUAAUAGUUAAAAGAUGCUCCAUGAUUUCAUCCAAACACCUUAUUGUAGCUGUUCUCAAGGCCCUAACAAUGGUGCAGAAGUUGUAUUAACAAAGGAGGAAUUGAGUUUUGUGUAUUAUGUGAGGUAAUGCUUUACGUAGUUCACAUGCAGGUAUUGUAAAAUCUGGAAGUGCAUAACGGACAUCAUUUCUUUAUACAGACUAAAGGUGUUUUUCCAGAAUUCAUGGAUGUAGUUUCCACAGCGUGCAACACAAAGACGUUCAGGGACAGUUUUGCAUGUCUGUGCUACCAAUAACUAAUCACUGCUUUACAGGGGAAUGUUUAAUGAAUUACAUUUAUGCCAUAUUGGGCCAUGACGUUACUGACCUGUGUAUUAAUAGUGCAGGAACUAGGCCCUUCUCAUUAACUAUACAACUCUUUAGUUUUUUUUUGUCUGUAAAUUUGAGCUUUCUGCUUCUUUCACCCAGACCAAACCCACAUCCUCUUUCGAGAUCAAGUUUGCUUUCAGAGUAACAUUUUAGGAAGGGCUGAAAACUUAGUACCCUAUAUAAGCAGAUGCCUAAAACAAACAAACUAGCCCCGAUGACAACAUUGCAGAUUUUUUAAAAAUAUCCUUAGAAAUAAAAAUACGGCAUUGUCACACUUUGAGAUGAUCGACUGUACCAUUAACUGCUGUUUCAUAAAUCGAGCCACCCUUAGCUUAUUAAACCAUGUAGCAUUGUUUUGACCCUGAUAUAACACAGUGUACUACAGGUAAGACAUAGGAAGAUUUGAGGGGAAGCAACGAUUGUGCUGAUUGCAGUAUAUAAAACUUUAACUUUGUUUGUUUGGGCACAAUGUGUUUUUUUUUUUUCUCCCCCUUCCCUACCUUCACUAGGGUUCAUUCACAGCUUCAUUAUUCAACAUUACCAGAUUUCUUUUUUGAGAGUAAUACCCAUACAUGUGCGCUUUGUAUGUCUAAAUGCUUGUUGAAAGGGCUUGCAGUGAUUUCCACUUCAUUCUUGGCCUUGAAGCAAGCCUCAUAAAGGAUACCUCUUUCUCUCGCUGGAGUACCAAACUCAAGUUCAUAUCUUUUUAAAAUUCCCAUUGUUCUGUGAUUAAAUCUCAUCCAUAUGUUAAUAAGAAUGAAACUAGAAAACAAACAUGUUUUCUAUGCAACCAGGAAGCCAUAUGAGAGAGAGAACCGAGAUUAAGGUCAGUAUUACUUAAAGCCUGCGUAUGUACGCCCCGGCUCUUUUGCUUUAAGUACACACUGACAGUUUAGACAAUCCCGUUGGCAUGGCCUGUUUUAGUGCUCUUACCUUUUGCUACUUUUAUGAUAUGCAGCCUGAUAUGUCCUAUAGCAAUUUGUAUUAAAAUGUGGAUUGCAGUUUCCAUUGGAACGUUUGUUCUUUCAGGUAGAUAAUUGAUUUUAUCAGUUAACUGAAAUAUAUAUUUCAAAAUAGGAUGAACAA
This is a messenger RNA of Tachysurus vachellii, 3539 nucleotides long. It is a transcript of the gene smad4a, whose product is annotated as SMAD family member 4a. The transcript has 12 exons. Gene Ontology annotation, molecular function: RNA polymerase II cis-regulatory region sequence-specific DNA binding; I-SMAD binding; DNA-binding transcription factor activity, RNA polymerase II-specific. Gene Ontology annotation, cellular component: heteromeric SMAD protein complex. Gene Ontology annotation, biological process: cell differentiation; anatomical structure morphogenesis; BMP signaling pathway. NCBI's taxonomy places the organism in Eukaryota, Metazoa, Chordata, Actinopteri, Siluriformes, Bagridae. The record is from RefSeq and is a predicted model, not a curated record. The coding region runs from base 255 to 1892 and encodes 545 amino acids.